AGCCAAUCGUCGUCAUGGCUCCAUCGCCAUCGUUGUGUUCUGAUGUUGUGCAGUCUUUAAUAACGUGAGAUAUAUUUGAUACAAUGAUUUCUAAGUUGUUCGUAUAGUUUUGGAUCGCGAUAAGUGCUAUUUAAAUCACAAGCAGGAGUGCUUUUCAGCUAUAAAACACGAGGCGACAGCCGAGUGUCUUAUAUGUGAUAAAGCACGGACUGCGAGUGUUUUAAAUGGCUUUAAAAACUACCCAUCUUGCGGGUUUAUUGGCGAAGUAAUUUUAAUGUGGAGAAAAUCAAAGCUAAAGUUUAUGUAAAUGAAGAUGAUUUUUUAUCACAUAUAAAACCACCGACACGGCAGUGAUUUCCUUUGUCUUUUCUUCAUGAAUUAUUAAUGAGUUUUUUUUAUACUGUCUAAACGUUGGUUUCUGGAAACGCCACGUUUGUCUUUCCCGGGCAUAUUGUGCAAUGACCAAAACCGCGGAUCGCUCAAAAAAGCGCGUGUUGUUUUUUUAUUUUCAAAAAUUUCGGAAUGAAUGUUCUUACGCGAUUCACUAUGGGUGCCUUAUUAAAGUUGUUGAGUCAAUAUUUUUGCAGUGCAUCGAUGUGUAUAACACCAUAAAAAACACGUGACUAUAAGAGCCAUCUAUAUAUGUACUAGUGAAUUAUUUCAAUACAUCAAAUUGAGCCAACCUUCCAAACUGUCCAGCGGCAAAACGGGUCACGUGAACAACUCAUGCUUACAUUAUAUGGACGACAAUUAUAAAAGACAGUAAUAUUCUUGGAAAACUCAUUAUUGAUUCAUGAUUAUGAUUAUGAUUAUUGAGCUCACUCCCCAUCGGGGCUUUUCAGUGACCGAUUACAUCAAGUAUUACGAUUACUUAUAUUACCUACUGAGCUUCGACUAUUUAUUUUUACAACGAUUGUGAUAUUACUUUCCUAAACAUGUUUAUCCUAUCCCGCCCUGUGGGAAAAAGCCGCGCUCCCGGAGACAACCCACGAUUUUCGGCAGAGCGUGUGGACUCUUUUCGCAUGCGUUCACACAUGAGUCCAUAGUGAGACUCGAACCCAGGAUCUCAGAGGUAAACGGCGCUUGAUCUGAAGAAAAUUCGAAAUAAAUCAAUGUUUAAUGAGUUAUUGUAUCCACAUAUACAAAAUUAUCCUGAUUUGCAAUUUUGCAUAAACUUUUUCUUCGAUUUUCUCAGUUAAAAUCAUUACAUUACAUUCCAUCAUUAUUCAGCCCACUUCCCAUUGGGCUUUUCAGUGACCGAUUACAUCAAGUAUUACGCUUACUUAUGUCAUUUACUUUGCCUAGACUUUUUAUCUUUACAACAAUUGUGAUUACUUUCUUAACUGUGUUUAUCCUAACCCACCCUGUCAACUUUCCCUGUGGGAGGAAACCGGAGCGCCCGGAGAAAACCCACGACUUCGCCCCCGAAGCCCCCUUAUCACUCCUUUUUGAAAAAUUUCUUAAAACACAGCUGUUGAAACUCUUAUACAUUUCACAAGCUAUAUACAGCAUUCGCGCCAAUGUUGUACCAGACAUACAACGCCUUGCCUUCAGCUCGAGUUUGUAUACAACACGGCCGCUCAUGCUGUGUAUAUAUAUUACAUAUUUUAUGCAUGACAUUAAUUUUUUUCAGAUUAAUUCAGCCUCUUCAUUUUAACUCGGACUUCAGACCGUUUUUUACAAUACAUGACAGCGAGUUCAAAGAAUAUACGACCAAGACGCACGCACCGUAAGUACAAUACAGUAAUACUCUAUAAUUUUAGAAAAUAUAAAAAAGUCAAAUUCCCAAUAAUAAUGCCAACUUGAAGUUCAAGAUUUGAAUGGACAACUUGCAUGUUAGACUAAAUUUUAAUCUAAGUAAAGAGAAGGGAAUCAAACCACACAGCUAAAAAGAACAUAAUGAAAUUAGUAAUUAAAAUGCAAAAUUUGGUUGCGAAAUUUUGUAUAUGUUUGUAUUACGUGUGGAAAUUGUUACCAUUUUCGGCUCAAAAAUGGUAACAGUUUCCGCACGUAAUACAAACAUAUACAAGAUAUGCAACCUUCGCAACGCUAUAUUUUCCGUAUUUUACAACAUUUUGUAACCAAAGUUUGCAAUUUUACUAUUUCACGGGAUUUUACUUUUUUUUGCCUAGAUCAAAAAUUAGUCUUACUUUCAACUUGUGUAUUAAUACAAGACGAACGUUCAAAAUUCAAGAUUUGAAUUAAGAUUACCUACAAAAGUUCCGAAAAGUCUGCUUUUGCAAGGAAUGUUUUCAACAAACGUUGUUCGUUCAUGUUUUUUUCUGGAUUAUGUAAAGUGCGUUUUGCCAUAAAAUAUUACAGCCUGUCAACCAGAUGUGUUCUCAUUGCAUGUUCCCUUCAGUUGUUGACAAGUCUGGAACAAGUUGUUAUUAUCUUGUAACAAAGUUGAUGAGGCCAACACACUCGCAACAAGUUGUUCCAACAAGUCUGAUAUCGUCUGCACGUAAGAAGUUGAUGACAACAAGCUGGUAGCAACUUGUUACGAACAGUCUGUAUUAGUCUUGUUGGAACAGUUUGUAAGAAGUCUGCUAUCGUCAUCAACUUUGUAACAAGGUGGUAACAACUUGUUCCAGUCUUUUCACAAAUCUCACAUCUUGUAGCAAGUCUGCCAACAAGCUCCGUCAACAAAUUGUGUUCGCAUUGAUUGUCCAAGUUGUCAACAAGUUUGGAACUAGCUAGUAACAACUUGCAACGAUCUUGUUGAUAUUAUCAGACUUGUUGCAAGGUUGUUCCAACAAGUCCGAUACAGUCAUGAUAUAACAAUAUUGUUACGACCUUGUGUUGUCAACCUUGUAACAAUCUUGUUAUAUCAUGACUGUAUCAAACUUGCUUGAACAACCUUGUCACAAGUCUGAUAAUGCCAUCAAGCUUGUUGCAACUUGUUAACAUGUUGUUCCAAACCUGUUACAAUAACUGGGAACAAGCAGUGCGAACACAACUUUCCGACAGCUUGUGAACAGUUUUGUAACAAGUUGUUUGCAGACCUGUAACAACUUGUGUGUUUUUAGUUGUAUAGUACGAACACAUCCUGAUAUUAUUAUUAUUAUUUAAUUAAUCUUCUUUAAAAACAACGGUAGCCCUUCAGCAUAGAUAAGAGCUGUUUUCCAAGGGGCCGUUUCACAAUACAUAUUUACAAAAAAAGUUGGGUUAAUAAUUAAAAUUAGUAUAUAGUUACAAAUUACACAUUACACAUUACACAUUACACAUUACACAUUACACAUUACAUAUUACACAGUGCACCACAUAAUACGAUAAGACUUAAGUAUUUUGUUGAGGUCUGUCCCGAAACAAGGUUUUAAAUGCGUUUAAUGACAAGCAAUUGCUUUUCAGUUCUACUGCAUGGUAAUUCAUUCCAAAUUUUUACACCUGAAUAGCUGAUGCUUUUUUUAAAACGUUUGUUUUGGGCUUUUCUAAUUUAUAAUCGACAUUAUUUCAUAAAUUUUAAUUGUCAUUAUUUUUAACGACAAACAAGCUAGAUAUAUUUUCUAAGUAUUCACCAUUCGCAACUUUAUGCAUAAAUAUCGCCUUAUUAUUACCCCAUCUUUCCAUCAAUGGCUGCCAUCUUAAUUCUUGACUUAACAGCAACGUUGUUCUUCUCUUGCAGUCCACCUAUCAUAAUUGGAGUGACCAAUCCAUUUUUCGCCAAAACCUUGCAACAUUGGCCACAUAUCCUAAGAAUUGGACCUAUGAAUAAUUUAGGUGAGUUUUUUUUUAAUUUCACGAGGUAAUAAAAAUACAAAAUUGAUGUGAAAGAAGUAUAAAAUUAUGAAAACAGCAGGAAAGUACAUAAUCUCGCCUGUUGUGCGCAUGUUAAUCCAGUGAUGCACACGGAGGUCAUGUAGGAUGAGGGGCAAAUACCCCGCCCACCAGUAAUUUCUGAAAGACUGUGAAUGAUAUAUCUGGCUGAAUAACUGUGUAACAAAGUGUAACUAUAAUUUUUUAACCAUGCAUGAAAGCUAUAAUAGUGCAUGGAAUAAUUUAAUUUGGAGCAGAAAGAGUUUAAUAAAUCUAUAUAAAUUUCCACUCGAUAAUUUCCAUCUACAGUACAAGACCCUUCAACUAUUAUUCAAUCGAGUGAGAUGCCAACAAAAUCUUGAUAUUUUUUUCUGUGUUGGUAUAAUGUACUCACAUGAAUAUGAUGCUAGUGAUGUUACUCUGAGUAUAUAUCCACACCGGGCAGGCUUGAAAAAUAUGCCUGGCCACGGUGGGAAUCGAACCUACGACCUUUGGAAUACUAGCCCAAUGCUCUGCCAACUGAGCUACGUGUUCAGGUCGGUUCGAGUAUGUGAUAUUUCGGAACUGAGUUUGGCCCCUUUGAUAUCAAUGUAAUCUAGUAAUAUGGGUUUUUUUCUCUGUUGUGCUAGUACUCCAAAGGUCGUAGGUUCGAUUCCCACCGUCAGGCAUAUGCCCGGCAUAUUUUUCAAGGCAUAUGGCCAGGCAUAUUUUUCAGUCAAGCCUGCCCGGUGUGGCUCACGAAUUGACAGUGAAAACAUUGAUCAGGAUGAUGUUUUUUACACUAUAAAGAUAUUUCUUACACAACAUCAUUUUAUAACUGUUUUUGUUGCAGUUAUUGGAAGCAGACCGUCACCUCUGGGAAAUGAAAAGAAAUCAUUCGAGGCAAAACCAGGUUUGAUUUAUAUGGAUUUGAUAUAUAUAUAUAUAUAUAUAUAUAUAUAUAUAUAUAUAUAUAUAUAUAUAUAUAUAUAUAUAUAUAUAUAUAUAUAUAUAUAUAUAUAUAUAUAUAUAUAUAUAUAUAUAUAUAUAUAUAUGUACUAUUUAAAAAACGAGCAGGAGUGUUUUAUUAGAUUUAAAGCCACGAGCGCGCAGCGCGAAUGGCUUUAGACCUAAUAAAACACGACCCGCGAGUUUUUAAAUGACUUCAAAAACGUAUGCAUACGUAUGCAUCUUCAUAUAUAUAUAUAUAUAUAUGAAAGGGUUUCAGGCAUCAUGUCUCUUGUCUGGGAUAUAUUAUGUGAAGGUUCAUUGUGGAUGGAAUUUCAUUAUAACAACAUUUUAUGUCUGUUGAAAUUCCAUCCACAAGGAACCUUCAUUCAUAUAUAUAUAUAUAUAUAUAUAUAUAUAUAUAUAUAUAUAUAUAUAUAUAUAUAUAUAUAUAUAUAUAUAUAUAUAUAUAUAUAUAUAUAUAUAUAUAUAUAUAUAUAUAUAUAUAUAUAUAUAUAUAUAUAUAUAUGGAUUUUAUUAAGCCAUUACGAUUCGGCGAAAUAUUACUCGAAGUGAUAUAUUAUACCGAAAAUUAAAAGCUUCCAAGUUGAGAAUAUAGAACUUGGCACAUACCUUCGUGAAUACGAUGUUUUAUUUUUUAUUUACGCAAGUAUUUGUCACUUUUAUUUCGAAUCGCAUAUCGUUUGGAAUAUUGAUAAUAACAUUUUUCAAAAUUUGCUUGAUAAUUCAAAAAUAGCUUUCUUUGAAGUUUGUAAACUUAAUCAUCCUUAGACUAUUAUACUUUGUCAGCCAUCUUGCCUGCGUGAUCGCCGCGCGUGGUUUACGCGAAUCAAAUCACCCGGAUAACAUGACUGAAAUCAUCCGCUACGUGAAAUACGAUGACGUAUGAAGACGUGAUUCGAUGAUAAAUUUAUGCUUACGUGGCACAAACUUAGCUUUCUGAUUGAACACUUUGAAUUUGAGGAUUAAUAUUCCCCGAGCCAUCUUUUUUUGAAGAAAUGAGAAGAAUUGAAAUCUAUGGGAAAUCGUGAAAUAUAGGGCUUUGAAUGUUUGCUUAGGAAACUUUGCUUGGAAUGUUUAGUGUUUAUGAAUUUUGUUGCUUUCAUUUCUUGCGUGAAACAUGCACUGCUUUCCUUUUCAAUGAAGCUGUAAGUUUCCUAAAUUGCCCUGUUUAAUUUAAGAAAAAAAAAGUAAGAUGUAAACGAGAGCAAAUUAAUUUGAAGACCUACCUGAAAUUACUAAACAAUUUGAACUUAUUUUGGUUUAUUCAGUAAAAAUAGUUUAUCGUCAAAAGCAGUUUAGUUAUUUAGGUUUAAUUUUACAUUCAAUCAAUCAAAGCUCACAAAAUUGAAAAUAAUAUACCUAUACAGUACAUAUUUUGGAAAUUCAUUGUUAUAUAGUUAAAAGUAAUAAUCUUUCAACUAUUUUUGACGUGCUGUACAAAAAAUAUAAAUAAAAAAAAUUAAAAUUAUCGUGUUGACAUGGCAACACUGACGUAGACGCGAGCCUGCUUUCAGUGUUGAUCAAUUACAAUACUAUCAUGUUAAAUCAACGUUGGGAAAAUAUAGGGUAGGGGUUGCUGCAUUGCAUGUAUUUCUUGUUUAGCAUGUACUGUGGAGGUGGAUAGAGCUUUUCACGCAAGUUGAUUUUUGCUCUGCUCCGGGUAUCCUUGUACUAUUCACCUCUGCACAAAAACAAGAUGGCUUCCCGUUUUAUCCCGGUUACAGACGAUCCAAUUUUUAUAUUAAAAGAAGCAUGCGGUCUUGCCAAACACGGAAAACCCCACAAAGUUUUGUUAACAGUCUGUACUGUAGACUGAGGUAUUCUUUGAAGCUAUUUCUAAUGAAUAAAAUAACUAAAAGCGUGUAAAUGCUGUUUUGUUUACAUUCAACUAUUACGGGAGCAGAAAUACAAAUCGUUUUUAAAAUAUUUUCGUUGUUUUUUGGUAAUAUUUGUUUCGUUGUGGUAUAUGCUGAAUAUUACGUUUGUUUUAGGAAAUCAGCGUGGCGAUAUGUUGUGCAUGCAGAAAGCUCGGUUUCGGGCUCAGGAAAUAAAUAUAUCACUCGUAUACCACUUGUAACUUAUUUGAAAUGUAUGUACCUAUAGUUGUCAUUUUACUUAUUGUGCAUAUUUUCUUUCUUCAGGCAUAUAUACCCGAUAUAAGCCAUUUCUGCAGAAAGACAAACCAUUUAUCAAGACAAUAAAGAAAGUAAGUGUUUGUUUGGUCGUUUACAUACACACGAGUUUUUACACGUCUAUUUAGAGACGUUUUUCCAAAACAAAUACACUUGUUUAAAAGCUGGCAUACCUGCACUUGCCUUAAACCUUGCCACAUGCUGUAAAUAGGAGAAUACCGUAGGUCGUCUGUAUAGAAAUAUUUAGUGUAGUGUUUGCAUGGUUUAAGUUACUGCAUGACAGCCACCUGGCUAAAUGACUGAUGAUUUUUUUACUCUUCGUGUUUAAAGGGAGGACAGAAGAAACGACCCACAGAAGUUCAGGUUUGCGCAAUUAAAUUUUUGCCAAUGCCAAGUAAGAAACAUAAUGUACGUACAUAAUUAGCAUACGUACAUAUAGGUAUACAUUGGACAAUAAGGUGAAAUUUUGAAGUUUAUAUCAAUUCCAUAGAAGACAAAAUUUUAAAAAUAAUACAUUUAAUCAAUUCGUAACUACUGUGUUGUAUUGUACUCUGCUGCACUAUGCUGUCCUGCACUGUACCGCACUAUACUGUCCUGCUUGUCUUGCACUGUACCGCACUGUACUGUCCCGCUCUGUAGUCUGUACUGUCCUGCACUGUACCGCACUGUACUGUAACGCGCUAUACUGUUCUGUACUGUACUGUACUGUACUGUACUGUACUGUACUGUACUGUACUGUACCGCAUUGUACUCUACUACUGUAAUCUCCUACACUGUACCGUACUGCAUUGUACUCUACUACUGUAAUCUCCUACACUGUACCGUACUGCAUUGUACUGUACUGUAUAUAAUAUUUGAAAUCCUACUAUGAGGACUGGACUAGUUUCAAGUCCACACAAUUUCAUCAAAAUGCGAGGACUUGAAAUGUAAUCCAGUCCGAAUUGGAGGAUUUGAAAUGACAUCUCAUACGAAUAAAUCACUACCUACAGUGCAGUGAAUUAAUUUUGAUCCAGUCCAAGGACUGAAUUGAUUUUCACCCAGUCCUAGGACUGGAUCAAUUACUUCACCAGGUAUCCAGUAUUAUCAUGUCAACAAAAUAAAGCAAUAUGAUUGGCUAAUGAGUUUGAGAUUGCACUGCACUGCACUGCACUCUUCUCUACUGCAUUAUACUGUACCGUAUUAUAUUGUACUAGUGUACUGUGUACUGUGAUGUACUGGUAUUUUCUCGAUUCUAGAAUGCUAUUUUAAGAAAACAUAUGAGGGAGCUCACACAAAGUUUUAUGAUUCCUCUUGUAAGUAUACUUCAUCAGAAAUUGUGCCAAGGAUUGUUGAGUUUCAUUGUUUAAGGAAGAACUCUAUCUUACAGGAAAGAUAUGCUGCAAGUUUAAUGCCGCUGCAGAGGAGUAUUUCACCAUGGAAGGUCAGAUAUGUAAAGCUUAUAUACGCAGCUGUAAAAACCCAUUACAAACUGCACACCUUCGCCACCGUUUAUGUUCUGUAUCAUAUAUAAAUUAUACAAUGGGCUAUAUAUUCAUUCCAGGGUUUAGAAUAAAUAUUUUGAAUUUAAUUAUAUUUGUAGGCUGUUUGGUACAUGUACCUUUUUUCAGAAAACGGUAUCAAUUUCCCCCGUGUAAUACAAAAUGACUGAAAAACGGCAAACUUCGCAGGGCUAUAGUAUCCGCAUUUUACAACAUUUCGCAACGAAACUUCGGAAUAUUACUAAUUUUGUGAUGCUCUUUCAAGCUGUGGUAAAAUGUUUGUCUAGACGUGUCUUGAUCGAAUUUAAAAAGACCGCCAGACUUUAAUACCAAGGACACAGAUGGAAUUGCAAUUUUCCAGUAAAAUUACAAAUUCGUAGCAAAAAUAGAUUAAUAUAAAUUAUGCGUGACUCUUCAUGCUGGGCACUGAUUUCCAUGCGACUCCCGCCGUUCCCAUCGCUAACAAAAAUUAUUUUAUGUCAAGACAGAAUCGUUUUGAUUAAAAAUCUUUAAAUUUAUCGUAAACAUUAAUGGAUUACGUAGAGAAACUCUGCAUUUCUAAUAAAUUAUAAAGUCACCAGUCCUAUAGUAUAGAGUAACUCUAUCUCCAUAUAACCGUCCCUCCAAACGAUCCCAGAAUGCACUGUGAUAUCUUUUGGGAAAAGGCUAAUGUUAUUAUUCUAUCUUAACAAAGCUUCCUCCAAAACUGAAGUGUUUCGACGCUGAGGAAUUUUUGAAGACAGUUGAACAUUCUGGUCCACAACUUACAAGUGUUCUGAAGGGGAACUGGAAAGGCUUGUACAGGUAGGAAGACCGUGGCCAAAUUUUGAGAGGUGGUGCAUGUGAUAGCCUUCCCUGAAUUUUUAUACAGUUACCCUUGAAAAAAGUCAAGUGAUGAUCGAAUCAGAGUAAAAAUAUGACUCAAACUCAACAGUUAACUUUCAUUUUUUGUUUUUCUUUAACUUUAGGAGUUUUUUCAAAUCGGCAAACUUCGAGGGAUGGUUUCGAAACAGACAAUAUGAAAUACAACAGAAACUACAACUUCUUCACUUGGAAGCGCUUUCUGUUGCGGUAUGUAUAUAUGAUGGAUUUUUGUCAUUUGGUUUUGAGACGAUUUUUUGUGGUGGUGAUUUGAGUUGAAAAAUAUAGUCGAAACGGUUAACCAAAUCACCGAAAUCACCGACUCGGUGACUUAUAUACAUUAUGAACAUGCAUAGUGCUUUAUCUAAAUUAUUUUAAUUAAGACUGAGGAGAAUCUGUUGUAUGUUACGUAACACGCGCUCAAAACUAAUGAAUAUACUUUUCCACUUGGUUAUGACUAUAUUGAUAGGCAAUUCCAGCUUUUAGUUUAUGCCUGCAGGGGAUGAUGGGAUGUAAGGUAUCAUAUUGCUGAUUAUGCUGAAAAAAUUCAAUAAAAACUACCGAAACAACCGAAAUAUUUCAAUAUUUACAAGUAUAAGCUAUCACUCCGUGUUUACAUGGCCACCAUUUUUAUUUUCUCAGCAUAGUCAGCAAUGUGAUAUCUUACUUCCCAUCCUGCCCUGCACGCAUAAACUAAAAGCUGGAAUUGCCUAUUGUUUAAAUUUUUUAUACGUUUCUGAAGCGGUAAACAAACUUAAAAAGUAUGCUUGAGCUUUAUCUGAAAAGUUAUGCUAAAAUGAAGAGAUUUUAGAAGGUAUACGCCAAAGAGAAAAUGCCGUCUGAAGUUCAGUAAGUUUUGCAGAUAUUGCUGUAUAGGGCAUCAAUUUUACAGCAUCAUUGAUAAUGUAUUCUAGUUGACUAUAUUUAACUAUUAUUUUGCGUUUCUCAACCGCCAGAUGUAUUUAAAAUGGUAAAACUACGAAAUAAAGCUAAACAAAGUAAUUUUGACGCCACAUCGAAAAAUUGCCUCUUAAAGAAACGUUGUAGAUGUGAAAUUUCGAAUCAGAAUUUUAUUCAUUUAUUUGAUCUAAUCAGGCAGCCUAGACCUAGGACUUUAUAUAUACUCGGCUGGCUUUCGCAGGUUUGGUCAAUUUCGUGCUAGCAUUUGGUAAUUAUCGCCAUGGUAUUUGCCUCCUAAAGGCCUAGUCGAUUUCACAAGUUCUCAAAUUAGCCCCAUAACUUCGUUAUCAGAAACCAACAACUAAAGCAAUUUUUACCAUUAGUUAUUACAUUGACUGUAAAGACAUUUUAUGAUUAAACUGAUAAUUAGUUUAUAAAUGUCGCGUUAAAUUAUAUUUUAAUAUGUUUAAAAACAUCUUUAAAGUUCCAACAAUUUUGUGCACUGAUUUAUACUCGAAAUAAUGAUUUUAUUCGCAAGACAAUCUACUGUUUUGCUUUGAAUAACUAUAUUUGCGAAUCGGGUAUGAGGAUUUUGACAUUUAUUGUUCAAAUAUUGUGGAUAUAGGCCUACCAUGUGUAAACAAUGUACGUUUACAAUGUAUCCGUUAAUAUUUGUCUAUGUGUUUCUAUAUUUUACAAACACAGGGCUGCUUCUUACCAAAAUUGAGAGACUAUAUAUAUUUAAUGUAGUUGAAAAUACUCACAAACAACAUAUUAAGUGUUGCUUCAAACUUUAUGAUAAAAAAAUUCUAGACGUGUAUACAAAAAAGUAGUGAGUUUAUAGGCCUACUAUAGAUGAGUUGAUUUUACCUGUAUCGGUUUAAAUUCGCCGUUAAGUUGCAAAUAAUUCAGUUGAGAACGCAAGAAUUGGGCAUAUCCAAGUGUUGCAAAUUCGGGGCAGUUUUUGCCAUUCGGAUUGGGAAAUCUGCUAGGCCUGCUAUUUGUUUCGCUUUCGCCCUUCCUCCGCCCCGCCCCAAAUCGCCUAGGUCCCAGCCUUCUCAUGUGAAAAAGCGUUGAAUAUUAAAAAAAUAACAAUAAAAUGGAAGGCCUAGGUCUAGGCUGCUAACCAGGGUCAAAAUUAUGUGAAAACAUUCCACCCUCUGGGCGUCGUGUUUCCACACAAUUUCUCGUUUUCCCAAUUUCCACUCGUGUUGAUAUAACAGCAUAUCAACACGGGAAAUGUUUUAUAUUUGUUAAAUAUCAACUAAUAUAUUUUUGCACCUUCUUUUAGGAUAUGACUUUAUGGACAUCUGCUAAAAACGAAGUUGAAAUUGUGGAUUUUAUUCUUAAAACAAGAGAAAAAAUGGUUUGUGUCUGUUAAUAACGCAAAAAUCUCACAUCUGGUAGCAAGUCUGCCAACAAGCUGUCAACAAGUUGUGUUCGCACUGCUUGUCCCAAGUUGUCAACAAGUAUGGAACAAAUUGUAACAACCUUGUUGAUAUUAUUAGGCUUGUUGCAAGGUGUUCCAACAAGUCCGAUAUAGUCAUGAUAUGACAAUAUAGUUACAGCUUUGUGUCGUCAACCAUGUAACAUUCUUGUUAUGUCAUGACUGUAUCAGACUUGUUAGAACAACCUUUUAACAAGUCUGCUAAUGUCAACAAACGUGUUACAAGUUAUUAGCAGCUUAUUCCAAACUUGUGACAACAACUGGGAACAAGCAGUGCGAACACAACUUGUCGACAGCUUGUGAACAGAUUUGUGACAACUUGUUUGCAGACCUGUAACAACUUGUGCGUUUUUAAUUGUGUAGAUCUGACUGUUUUGAAUUUCUCGCGCUCCGAUUGGUAGGAAUUGACCGUUUUUCACGACCAAACUACACACAUAAAAACGCACAAGUUGUAACAAACCUGCAGCAGACUUGUAGCAAUGCUGUUCCAGCAAUUUGUCAACAGGAUGUGUUCGCACUGCUUGCUAGCAGCUUAUUGACAAACUUGCUACAAGGUUGUAGAGCUCAACAGACUUGUUACAAGUUGCCCCAACAAACUUCUUAUCGUUCUGCAAUUCAACAAUUUGUGAGUGACAACCUUGUAGCAACUUGAUGAAAUAACAGCGUUGUUACAACUUGUUGACAAGCUUGCUACAAACUUGUUGCGAACACAUCUUGUUGACAAGUUGUCAACGGCUUGGUGAUAACUUGCUACAAUUUUUUUUGAGCUCAACAGAAUUGUUACAAGUUGCCCCAACAACUUGUUAUCGUUCUCCAAUUCAACAAUUUCUCAACAAGUUGUGAGUGACAACCUUCAUGAAAAUAACAACAUUGUUACAACUUGGUACAAACCUGCUGCAAAAAUUCUCAUGAAACCAUAGCUUGUCAAGAGAGGAUAGACAUGCGAAUAUCAGAGACACAAAAUAGAAGCCCUUUGUUUGAUGUUGAAAUGUACCUCACCGUGCACAAAUUUCAAUUUCAUUAAAUAUUAUGAUCGUGGUUGCACGUUUCACCUCGGCUAUCGUUAUUGGAUAAUUACUUCAUUACGUAAAACUACAAUAAGCUCAAUCAAGGUGACUGUAUACAAAUUAACAUAAACCCCCAAUCAAAAACAUAACACAAUGACUCCUGUUCAGUUUCCAGAACAUCAUUUCUUGAAAGACUAAGUGGAAACACUAAUUCCAAAAAGAAUCCGAAUGGAUUUUCUCCCACGCGUGUGUUUUCAUGCCAAUUUACGUUACCCAACUCUUGCGUAAAACUAUCACAUGCAACCUUGCUUAAAACUUGAGUUGUACUGUGUAAAUCAAGCACAACAACUCAUCUACACGCAUAAAAAUGCACAAGUUGUUACAACUCUGUUCACGAGCUGUCAACAAGUUGUGUUCGCACUGCUUGUUCGCAGUUUACAAGUUUGAAACAAGCUGUUAACAACUUGUAACAAGCUUGAUGGCAUUAUCAGACUUGUUACAAGGUUGUUCUGACAAGUCUGAUACAGUCAUGAUAUAACAAGAAUGUUACAAGGUUGACGGCACAAGGUUGAUGACACAAGUUUGACGACACAAGGUUGUAACAAUAUUGUUAUAUCAUGACUGUAUCGGGCUUGUUGGAACACCCUUGCAACAAUCUGAUAAUAUCAACAAGGAAAUUAUCGAGUGGAAAUUUAUAUACAUUUAUGUAGAACAUUGCACCUGAUCGCAGGGACCAGGGAAAGUUACAUUUUUCGCAGUUGUUCCUGGUCAGGUUUAAUAAAUGUAUAUAAAUUUCCACUCGAUAAUUUCCAUCUACAAGACCCUUCAAGCUUUAUUGAAUUGAGUGAGAUGCCAACAAAAUCUCGAUAUUUAACCAUUUACAAAUCUAUUGCUAUUGAAUCCAACUAGUCUAGCAAUCUAAGCAACUUUUUUGACGCUUCAUUUUUGCGUUGUAGAGUAGUGCAAAGCUAUUUGAAACACAAAUUACUGACGACGUCUGGAAGAAAUUGACUUUGCAGAUGGAAAAUGUCUUGGAAACGUUACCAGAAGAUCUUCAACUCAUUCUUCGCCAGAACUGAGUGUUGGAAACUUAGAGCAAGUGGUAAGGUGAAAAUCCCAGCCUGGAAAAGUCUUCCUGUGGAAAGGUUCUGCUCAGCGAGCUUUUGAUUUCGAAUUGAAGAAGAACAAUCGAUUUUGCAAAUUUUCUUUAUGAAGAUUUCAAGGAAACUUAAAGUUGGAAAAAUGGAAACACCGACAAAAUUUAAUGCACAAGUAUUUUUGCAAGAAUUUCAGCCACAUUCUAGUAUUCUACGUUUUACACGUUUUUUAUUUGAAAAGUAGAGUAAGAAACAAGAACAAAGCAAGAUUCAGAACAUGCAUCCUGGGAAUGGCGUGCGAUCGGUCUCCGUUAAGCUGCAAUGCAAAAUAUAUUUAUAAUAACCCUACACUGUAUAAUACCUAUUUCAAAAGAAAUUAUGAAGAAUAAAUGACCAAAAGUCCGAGACAAUGGUCUAAGUUGAGAA
Molecule: messenger RNA, 14055 nt
Organism: Paramuricea clavata
Lineage: Eukaryota; Metazoa; Cnidaria; Anthozoa; Malacalcyonacea; Plexauridae
Source: the annotation of a GenBank genome assembly